GCUGGGUUAUGCACGGAGGCUGAAGCGGCUGCCGUGUUCGUGAACCGCUCUCGUAACCAUCAUUGGCUACGCGCUCAGACACCGCGUGCCCUGCUGCUGCUGCUGCCGUUACGCUCGCUUAACAGCACGUAGACCGUCGCCGGUAUUUGCUAGCGUCCCUUUAUUUAUAUUUUCUCUCCUCUCUCUCUUUCAUCUUUAUUAAACCGAGAGUCGGGCGCUGCGAGUCGAGGUGGCGCUGCCGUCGACGUCGUCGCCGCUGUCUCCGCGCUCGCUGAUUGUCGCCCCGUUCGUUCCGACAGCGGCGAUUUCAAUCCAUUUGUCGUCGUUGUCGUUGAAAAUGCUCAAACGAAGCCGCCGAGCUGCGUUUGCGUAAAUAUGUAAACGGUAUAGCCUAAAUAACUCGAUCAGCAUUGAAACAGUUACCAUCGCUAUACGAUCGCCGUCACCUCGUCUCCUCCCCCUUCGCCUAUUGUCUCGCUUCCGUUUUUUUUAGUGUCUCGUUGUUUUCAUAAUUAAUUCAGUACCGGCCGGCUUCAUUAAGUCCACCACCACCACAAGAUCACGAAACGCGCGCUCCAGUCGUUAGGCGGGUGGGUGAUGUGAGCGGCGGGGAUGGAGCGAGGGAUGAUCGUGAUGAUCAUUCCCGUAGAUGGGGCAGAUUUCGCGCGGCGCUCCGCUUGCUCGGAUUACGUGCAGAGGGGACAUCUCGCUUGCAUUGCCUUUGUAAAUACGUUUAGUUUAAUGGAAAUAAAAAAAACAUCGCGCCGGAUAGGCUGUUUACACUGAACCCAGCCUCUCCCCCGCUAUAGCCUUUGGCCGCACGUCAACGCCGGCAUAUAGAUGUGUACCCCACGGGGCCCACUGAGUAGCGACGCGAGCUAGCGCGCUAACGGAGGGGAACCAUCAACAGCAUCCUUAACCACCGCGAGAACAACCACCAGGCACAGCCCGUGUCGCUUCCAAGCAUCCAUGCUGGCACCUCUUCUUCGCGACCACGAGCGCGGAUGGCGAACAUCAUCAACAUCAACGUGAGCAGCAGCGGCGGCGGCGGCGGAGGAGGAGGAGGAGGAGCGGGUACGUCCGCUGGAGGUGGUGCCAUCUCGGCAGCGGCAGCAGCGGCCGGCCUCUACCUCCCAUCGAGAGAGCCUGCCGGGGGGAAGCUGGCGUCCCUGGGCAUCAUCAUCUUCGCCAGCCUGGCCGGCAACCUGCUGCUCUCGUUCCACGUGCUGCGCCAGAAGAGCCUCCACCGCGCGCCCUACUACUUUCUCCUGGACCUGUGUCUAGCCGACGCGGCCCGCGCGGCCGUCUGCUUCCCCUUCGUCUGGGCCUCGGCCAUGCGCGGCUCCGUGUGGCCCUACGAGCCGCUGGGCUGCAAGGUGGUGGCCUUCUUCUCCGUGCUGUCGGCCUUCCACGCCGUCUUCGUGCUCUUCUGCGUGGCCAUCACGCGCUACAUCGCCAUCGCGCACCACCGCUUCUACUGCAAGCGCGUCACCCUGUGGACUUGCGUCGCUGUGCUGUGCACCGCUUGGACGCUGUCGGUGGCCAUGGCCUUCCCUCCCGUCUUCGACAUCGGCACGUACAAGUACAUCAGGGACGAGGGACAGUGCCACUUCGAGCACCGACACUUCAGGGCCAACGACUCGCUGGGCUUCAUGCUCAUGCUCGUGGUCAUCAUCGUGGCGACGCACGUCGUGUACGCGAAGCUCGUCUGCUUCGUGCACGAACAUCGGCGCAUGAGACCCGCGCAGGUCGUGCCCGCCGUGAGCCACAACUGGACAUUUCACGGGCCCGGUGCCACGGGCCAGGCGGCCUCCAACUGGAUCGCGGGCUUCGGCAGAGGCCCCACGCCACCGACACUCGUCGGCAUACGCCAGAACUUUUUCGCGCAGAACAAGCGCCUUCUCGCCGUGGACGAUUUCAAGGCGGAGAAGCGCAUCGGCAGGAUGUUUUACGCCAUCACGCUGGCGUUCCUGGCCCUCUGGCUCCCCUACCUGGUGGCGUGUUUCUGGAGGGUCUUCGCUCGCGGUCACACCCUGCCGCACGGCUUCAUCGCCACUGCGGCGUGGCUCACGUACGGCCAGGCGUGCGUCAACCCGCUGCUGUGCUACGCGAGCAACAGGGAGCUGCGCCGAUCGUUCUGGUCCAGCCUGGCUCAGUGCAGGAAGAGCCCCACCGUGCCGCAGGAGGCUUACUGUGUCAUCGGGAGACCGUGCGAGUAGAGGGAGAGGAGAGAUGAGAGGGUGGGGGGUGGGCAACCACACGCGGGUUUAGCCUUGAAGGUGGCAACCGCCUUGCCUACCCACCCCACCCACCCGCACUCUCUGCGCACCACGUUGACGGUAUCGUCUGAUUUUUACGAGUUUACCAAUAUACGUCUUUCGAAAUGAUGUUCAAUGUUAAAAAACGCGCUGCGAGGUCGCGACCCCCCCACCGCCGCACGCUGCACGCGACCGAUGAUUGGUAAACACGCGCACGACGCGCCGGCAGCGGAGGGGGGAGGGUGGGUUCCCCCCAACGUCACGUGGAGCACAGUACAGAGACAGAGAUCCCCCGUAUAGCCUUAGCAGGCUGUAGGGGCAAGUGCUGUUAGCGAGCACCUAUGAAGGCCGGCACGGCACACGAGGGGGUCGGUGGCCAGCACCACGCCCGACCGCCUUUGUCUACCUAGUGACGAUGUUUACACAACACACCGGGUACUCAUUUGAGGCUGAGUCGACCUAGGGGAGGCCCAGGACCGGUUCAAAUAAUCGUCGCUGGUGUUGGCCGUGAGCCGGAAUUUAACUCGGGUCGCCGGGUUCAAAGCGCAGCGUAGCGUUAACCACUACACUACCGCUCCCCAUGUACACACGUACACACAGACACACACACGUACACACAGACACACGCACACGUACACACAGACACACACACGUACACACAGACACACACACGUACACACAGACACACACACGUACACACAGACACAUACACGUACACACAGACACACACACGUACACACAGACACACACGUACACACAGACACACACACACGUACACACAGACACACUACACGUACACACAGACACACACACGUACACACAGACACAUACACGUACACACAGACACACACACGUACACACAGACACACACACGUACACACAGACACACACACGUACACACAGACACACGCACGUACACACAGACACACGCACGUACACACAGACACACACAUGUACACACAGACACACGUACACACAGACACACACACACACGUACACACAGACACACACACGCACACACAGACACACACACGUACACACAGACACACACACGUACACACAGACACACACACGUACACACAGACACACACACGUACACACAGACACACACACGUACACACAGACACACACACGUACACACAGACACACACACGUACACACAGACACACACACGUACACACAGACACACACACGUACACACAGACACACGCACGUACACACAGACACACGCACGUACACACAGACACACACACGUACACACAGACACACACACGUACACACAGACACACGCACGUACACACAGACACACGCACGUACA
Messenger RNA from Lethenteron reissneri (Far Eastern brook lamprey), 3576 nucleotides. RefSeq names its product probable G protein-coupled receptor 85. Gene Ontology annotation, cellular component: plasma membrane. The record is from RefSeq and is a predicted model, not a curated record. Gene Ontology annotation, biological process: G protein-coupled receptor signaling pathway. Gene Ontology annotation, molecular function: G protein-coupled receptor activity. Lineage: Eukaryota; Metazoa; Chordata; Hyperoartia; Petromyzontiformes; Petromyzontidae.